Molecule: messenger RNA, 1215 nt
Organism: Boeremia exigua
Lineage: Eukaryota; Fungi; Ascomycota; Dothideomycetes; Pleosporales; Didymellaceae
Product: RmlC-like cupin domain-containing protein
Exons: 1
Coding region: 149-1126 (325 amino acids)
Source: RefSeq, a predicted model, not a curated record
CUCCUUACUCACCAUUGCAAAUGCAGGCUGAAAGGAACAAGCCUAGCUGUAGAACCUUCUUGAUAUCCUCACUAACAUCUCCCUUAGCUAACUCAGAUCCGUAUAAAGAUCGCUCGUACCGCCGAGCUGACAGGAACCCCUCUUUCUGAUGUCAGACACUACAGUACAAGAGCAGCCUUCAACAUCAUCAACAUCUACACCAAACACAUUUAUAUCUAUUAAGACCUUGACUGCGCUUGUCGCAUUAACAGCAAUAGCCCUGGCGUUCUCCAGUUCCCUCCGCAGCACCCUUUCCUCAGUCCUCACCAAACCCACUACUCGCGCCAUGUCUACCGUCGCCCCAGCAAGCAUGAAGAUCACAAAGCGCCCAUGGUCGCACCGCGGCCACGCUGACCACGACUGGUUGUACUCAUACCACACGUUCUCUUUCGCCUCGUACUACGACCCACGCCACGAGUCCUUCGGUCCGCUGCGCGUCAUCAACGAAGACCGUGUCAAGCCCGGCACAGGUUUCGGCACGCAUUCGCACGCCGAGUUCCUGAUCUUCAGCUACAUUGUCAAUGGCACACUCGAACACAAGGACAGCAUGGGCAACCUGGAGAACCUGAAGCGCGGGGAGGUGCAGUUCACCAGCGCAGGAACCGGCAUCAGGCAUUCCGAAUACAAUCGCAACAAGGACGACGAAGUGCACUUCUUGCAGAUCUGGGCCAAGCCAAACAAGCGCGGCCUGAAGCCGCAUUAUGAGACGAAGAAAUUCACCGAUGAGCAGAAGACCGAUAAGCUGUGCAGGAUUAUGGAAUCAACCGAUCGCCUAGGUGAUAGGAAGGAUGCGAUCGGGCUCCAGGCAGAUUUGAGCAUGGACGCGAGUAUCCUGUCGCCGGGAAAGAAGGUCACGCACGAGGUUGUUGCUGAGGGGGCGAGGAAACUGUUCGCGCAGGUCAUCAUGGGCAAGAGGGCACAGCCAAAGACGGGCGGCGCGCAGAUCAAGAUCGGCGACGUUGUACUCGGAGAAGGCGAUGGAGCUUACAUCGAUGGCGUCAAGGGACCGUCGAGCAUCGAGAUUGAGAGCGUGGGCGAGAAGCCGGCUGAGUUCUUGCUGUUUGACAUGGGCCCUGAAGAGCAAUAAGUGUGGCCGUGUGAGACAUAAGUAUUUAUUUUGAGCGUCUUCAGUUAUUGUAACAAACGAUAGAGUAUCACACCUAACUUCAUUUUGAA